Messenger RNA from Psylliodes chrysocephalus, 321 nucleotides. The record is from the annotation of a GenBank genome assembly. NCBI's taxonomy places the organism in Eukaryota, Metazoa, Arthropoda, Insecta, Coleoptera, Chrysomelidae.
AUGGGAGAGCUAGACAAAAUAAUUUUAUCCGCCUCCUGCAGCAAAACCAAGCCACCUACAUUUAGGUCUUGGACGCACUCUGGUAAAAUUAUCAGAGUAACGUGCGACGAUGACCUGAAGAUGGAAUGGCUAAAAAUCAAGGUACUAACCUUAAAAUGCUGGAAAGGAGCAUCACUUGCUGUUGUAAGGAUGGACGAGCUCCCCAAGCUUACCAAAGCCACUCUCUGGAUCCCAGGGGAAGCGCAAGCUGACCUUGACGAGAAGGAGGUUGUGCUCAGGCGACUUAAGGAGCAAAACACAACCUUACACGUGGCGAAAUGA